AUGUCGAACUUCAUGCACAAGGUCAAAGAAGCCGUUACUGACCACCACGAGAAAGACGACGUGCCCACCAACGAACCUGCCGGAACCCACCACACGUACAGAUCCACCAACCCCUACAACAAGGACCCUGUUGCGGCCCAGCAGAACCCAUCCAUGAUGAAUGCCGAAUCUGGAGCAGGAACUGGCCGAGGCUCUGGCAACCAUGGUGCUGCUAGAGGACCUGAUACAUACGACACAACCACUACAGGGGCUAAUACAAUCAAUGCUGGCCCUCACAACUCCAAGGUAGCCAACAAGUUGGAUCCCAGUGUUGAUAGUGAUCUUGAUCACCGCGCCCAGCACCCUGGAACAAGGGGUGCAACGGGAACCCAAAAUGUCGGCGCUGCGCCCCAGACUACGAACACCGGUAACAUGGCCCCUGGCAGAGAGAAUAUGGCUCCCAGCGAGCAGCCCCGCGCCUUCGGCACAGAUACUCAUACAUCCAACGAGGACAAGUACAACAAGGCCACUCAAGAGCAUAAAGCCCACAAGCAGCCCGGCGUUCCCGGUUCCGGCAAUCAGAUGUCCAGUGAGGAUAGCUACAGCAGCUCCACGCAGGAAAACAAGGCCCACUCUACCACUAGUCACACUACGCCUUGUCAGAUGAAACCUACGGCUGAGGAGCCGGGUCCUCAAGGCCGUGCUACCCAGCCAGAGUUUGGUGGCAGUGCCGCUGGAGGUAGUAGCUAUGCCCAGCCACCUGUCCGGGAGCAAGCUGGCAUGCAGAACACCAAUAGGACGGGUAAAGUCGAUCCACAAGCCCAGGGCAUGGGUUAUCAGCAGAGUGAUAUUGGCAACCAGAGGAGCGGAUAUUAA
Molecule: messenger RNA, 855 nt
Organism: Penicillium subrubescens
Lineage: Eukaryota; Fungi; Ascomycota; Eurotiomycetes; Eurotiales; Aspergillaceae
Exons: 3
Coding region: 1-855 (284 amino acids)
Source: RefSeq, a predicted model, not a curated record